UCUGUCUAACUCCAUCGCCACAUUAAGCUAUUCUGUCUCCUACUCUUUUGUUACUUUGUCUGUCAGCCACUGUGCCAUGAAGGAUGUAACAGUGAGACAGGACGAGGCGGUCACAUUCGGGGCCUAGCAGAGGGGAUGUCCAGGCCACAAGAGAGACAAUUGUCGACAACCAGAAAUGUUGAACUGCCACCUCAAAUAGGAACGUUCUGUGUGACCCAGAGCACAUCCAUUCCCCUUUAGGCUCUCUUUCUGCAGUGUAGGGAAAUUAGAGGGGCUGAUUCCGUGUAACUGCCUAAAAAGCUUCCAGACUCUUCCCUGAAAGGUACUGGAGAGAGUCCAUCCCAUCUCCUGGCUGAUGCUCCUGUGCACCUACAGCAACGGAAUGGCUGGUCACGUUGUCCUUAGGGCAUCAGCCUGGACCACUGGGGCUUCCAGAGAAAUCGAAAUAAACAGCUUCUUUAAAAGCCCUAGGAAACCAGCAAACCAGCUCCUCCCUCAGUGCCAUCUUGAUCAGCAUCGCUUUACCUGUUGGUUUCUUCCUUUGCCAUUUCCUUGGUGCCUGGCAUAGACCUGGAGCCUGGGACGGCCUGACGUCUCACGGUUACAACUGGGUCCAAAGCCAGCUGGGUGCUGAGACUUCGCCCUCCUAAGACUUGCAGCUCCCCAGCGCCCACACCUUGGGUCCCCUCACCUCCCUGGCCAGCCAGUUCAUCAGCCCAGGUCACAGUAUUAGCAGCCCCUCAUUUCAAACUUUUACUCUCUGUCAGUCUUUGUGCCAGGUGCUUAUACACAUCUCAUUUCAUCCUUAUCUACUGUGAGGAAAGCGAGAUUCAGAGCAAUUUCACAGAUCAGCCAGGGUCAGUGUUAGGAAGUGGCUGAGCUGAGAUUUGAAACCUGGGUCUUUGUGAAUGAACUUCUCUCUUGGAACAGCUGUGCUGGAAGGGGCUCCCCCUGCCAGGCUCGUGUGUUCUGGGAUAGCAACGUAGUCAAGAGCAUGGUUUCAGGAGCUGGACAUCCUGGAAUUUAAGUGCUGCUACUCAUCUUGUAUAGCCACAGGCAAGGUGAUCAAACGCAGCUCCUCCCUUACAACAGGGAUGGCAGUAAUAAGACCCAGCUCUAAAGUCACUAUCAAGAUUAAAUGGGUGUGGGCUUCCCUGGUGGUGCAGUGGUUGAGAGUCCGCCUGCCGAUGCAGGGGACACGGGUUCGUGCCGCAGUCCGGGAAGAUCCCACAUGCCGCGGAGCGGCUGGGCCCGUGAGCCAUGACGGCUGACCCAUGACCGCUGACCCAUGACCGCUGAGCCCGCGCGUCCGGAACCUGUGCUUCGCAGUGGGAGAGGCCACAACAGUGAGAGGCCCGUGUACCGCAAAAAAAAAAAAGAUUAAAUGGGUGAAUACAUGCAGAGCACCGUGUCCAGGCCUGCUGACUCAGUGAGCACUCAUCACUCGCUCCUCUCUGAGUGCCUUCUCAGGCUUUGCUACAGGGGCCUCUCCACCCCAUCAUGCAGGGCAGGCUCACCUGUCAGCCUCUGUAUUGGGAUUUCCCAGCUGCUGACUCAGUGAGGACACGUGAAUUUACAGCGGUGGCUCAGGACACAGUGGUCCACUUGAGCCCCAGUGCUCUGCUCUCAGCGAGCCCUGCUCCAGGCUUUGGGUGAAACCCACAUGCAUCGCAGUAGAGAGUGUCUGACACCCAGCACGGUGCCUGGAGCCCCACAAGCACCUGGCACAUUUGAGAAGGAAGCUGAUGACCAUCCAGACUGUGCUGCCAUCCUUCCUCUGCACAGAGGUGUCCUGGGUCCCUGCAGUGGUCCAGAUGCCUGGUUUCCCAGGGCGCUGUACCCCAGGCAUGACUAGGGGGCUCAGAGCUGGUUUUGUGCCUGUAAUAAAUGGGCACAGGGGACUCCUGCCAGAGAUAUAGGCCUUUCCUCAUUGAGUCGGCAGGCACCAAGGACUUGGGUUUGAAUAACUGUGACCCUCUCUGAGGGUGACAGCUAAGGCCCUGUAUAGACUAUGAACAUUGAAGUAGGACAUUUGAUGUGGCCAGCCAUUUGGAAAAGGUGAGCAAUAGCAAGCAGUGAGCACAGCAGAUGUUAGUCCUGAGUCUCACACCACCCCUGGCCCUCUGGGGCAGAAUCACUGCCCCCCCAUUCCUCUCCAUGGCUAAGGGAGAGGAAGCCUUCUCCAGGAAGCCUUCCGACCAAUCCCAGCUGACUCAGAUGGUCCUGCUAAGUGGAAUCCCCAUUACAGAGUACUUUGCCCAUCUUCUCACUCAAUGGAAGGUGGCUAUUAAACACAUUACUUUGGGAUUUUAAAAACCUAAAGCGUUAAUGGUUUAUUUUUAUGCUGAGUUUAAAAAUGAUCUAUACCCGGGCUUCCCUGGUGGUUGAGAGUCUGCCUGCUGAUGCAGGGGACACGGGUUCGUGCCCCGGUCCAGGAAGAUCCCACAUACCGCGGAGUGGCUGGGCCCGUGAGCCAUGGCCGCUGAUCCUGCACGUCCGGAGCCUGUGCUCCGCAACGGGAGAGGCCACAACGCCCUGAUCGAGUCCCUCAACCAGAAACCACAGUCGGCCAGCGACCAACCACAACCCACAGAGGCAACCCAGGCGACCCAUAGGAAAGCAGGUGGGGCCGGCACCCCCUCGGCCAACGGUGAAGCCGGAGGAGGAGAGAGCACCAAAGGCUACACUGCCGAACAAGUAGCGGCCGUGAAAAGGGUCAAGCAAUGUAAAGAUUACUACGAGAUCCUGGGGGUGAGCAGAGGGGCCUCAGAUGAGGACCUGAAGAAGGCCUACCGCAGACUGGCCCUCAAGUUCCACCCUGACAAGAACCGUGCGCCUGGCGCCACUGAAGCUUUCAAAGCCAUUGGCACAGCAUACGCAGUACUUAGCAACCCAGAGAAAAGGAAGCAGUAUGACCAGUUCGGCGAUGACAAGAGCCAGGCAGCCCGGCACGGCCAUGGGCACGGGGACUUCCACCGCGGCUUUGAAGCUGACAUCUCCCCUGAAGACCUCUUCAACAUGUUCUUUGGAGGUGGCUUCCCAUCUAGUAACGUCCAUGUCUAUAGCAACGGCCGCAUGCGCUACACGUACCAUCAAAGGCAGGACCGCAGGGAGAACCAGGGUGAUGGUGGGCUGGGGGUGUUUGUCCAGCUGAUGCCCAUCCUCAUCCUGAUCCUCGUGUCAGCUCUCAGCCAGCUCAUGGUUUCCAGUCCACCCUACAGCCUCAGCCUGAGACCGUCGGUGGGCCACGUCCACAGGCGAGUCACUGACCACCUGAACGUCGUUUACUACGUGGCAGACACGUUCUCUGAGGAGUACACAGGCUCCAGCCUCAAAAUGGUUGAACGGAAUGUGGAAGACGAUUAUAUUGCCAAUCUCCGAAACAACUGUUGGAAGGAGAAGCAGCAAAAGGAAGGCUUGCUGUACCGGGCCCGCUACUUUGGCGACGCAGACAUGUACCACAAAGCACAGAAGAUGGGCACCCCGAGCUGUAACCGACUGUCAGAGACUAUGAAAUCCCUGGAGAAUUUGUGGUGACAUGCACUGAGCCAAGGUGACGAACUGUAUAUUUAAGGAAAGACAAAAAAAGAAAAAAAAUUAAAAUGGAAUUGGAGGCCGGACGCUGCACAACUGCCCUCUCUCUCACCCAGUAACUGCAGAAAGCUGUUAGGACAGACAGGAAAACCUGACAUGGGGCUGCUUCCCUUCCUCCCAGGGCUGGCAGAAGCUCAGGCUUCUCAUCGGCUCUCUCCUAGGAUACAGAAACCAUGACAACGAAAGUAGAAUGUAAAACUUGCAGCAAAUGUCUGUAGGAAGGGCUGGGGAGGGGGCACCCAACUGCCUUUCUUCCCCCCUCCCAGGAGCUACCACCAGUCACCUCAGUGGAGGUAAUCAGAGGUGUUGGCCAAGGAUAGAGAGGAGGAGGAAAGAGAACUCUGUAGAAUGUAAUUUAUAGAUGCGUGUAUAUGUAUGUAUCUAUUUAUAUGUAAAUAACACAUAUAAAGAUAUAGAGAUAUAUAGA
Molecule: messenger RNA, 4021 nt
Organism: Lagenorhynchus albirostris (white-beaked dolphin)
Lineage: Eukaryota; Metazoa; Chordata; Mammalia; Artiodactyla; Delphinidae
Gene: DNAJB12
Product: DnaJ heat shock protein family (Hsp40) member B12
Exons: 9
Coding region: 2476-3537 (353 amino acids)
Biological process (GO): cellular response to misfolded protein
Cellular component (GO): endoplasmic reticulum membrane
Molecular function (GO): Hsp70 protein binding
Source: RefSeq, a predicted model, not a curated record